Molecule: messenger RNA, 740 nt
Organism: Triticum urartu
Lineage: Eukaryota; Viridiplantae; Streptophyta; Magnoliopsida; Poales; Poaceae
Source: RefSeq, a predicted model, not a curated record
UUUCCCUUUCCUUUCCGGUCCUCCAAGAAAGAAAAGAGGAUAGCCGCUUCCCCCUUCCUCCAAGAAAGAAACUGAAAGCCAAAUCUCCUGCAAUUUCCUCCCCCUCCCCGUCGGUCUCAGGCAGCCGCGCCUCCGCUCCGCCCGUCCUCGGACGAUCCUCGGAGCUCAACAAAGUGAUAGGCGCAAUACUUGCUAUUUGAUGCAUCUUUAGAUGCCAGCCUACAGAAUGGGAUAUUGCGACAGAAGGUUCUCAGCCACUUCCUAAGAACCCUGCCAUGACGUCAUGCCGGAAGAAGAAAACUGAUGAUGAUGUUACCUUCCUUGAAGAUGUGAAAGAGCACAUCGAUGAGUUCAUCCACGCGUCCAUGGAUGAACACAAGACCUGCUUCAAGAAGACCAUUCAGAAGAUGUUUGGCAUGUCGAAGGUUGUCGCAGAGCGGUCCGCUGCAGCAAAGGAAGCUGAAGUCGAAAGUGCUUUGCCCCUUCAGACCAGUGUGUCCCAGUAGAAGAAUGCGCUGGUGGCUGGCCCUUGUUGCCUUCUGGUGGCCUUGUUCUUGUAUCAGGUGUUUUUUCAUUUGUUUCAACUGGUCACUAUAAAUUUCGUGUAAGAAACCUCGAGUAAUAGCAUGAGUAUAACCUGAGACUGGAUCGCUGGCAGGCCUUGCUAUACAAGGCCCACGGUAUAGAGUUCCAGAGUAUAGCCCAAUAAGAGCAACAGAAAGGCAACAAGUCUUUGCGCA